Messenger RNA from Porites lobata, 6191 nucleotides. NCBI's taxonomy places the organism in Eukaryota, Metazoa, Cnidaria, Anthozoa, Scleractinia, Poritidae. The record is from the annotation of a GenBank genome assembly.
AUGGCGGAACCGAAAGUACAAUUGAGUUCUUCGAAGCUGCCGGACAAAACGCUAGAAAACGAAGGUUUAAAAUCCCUUCUUUGGUUUUCCAACUGUAGAAGAAAUGCGUAUUUUCCAGUUAUACUGACCUUGUGCAGUAUCUGUGUCUAAUGUACAGGGAGUGCCACCGAUAAGAUCGCAACUGUUGGUGAGAAGAGAAAACUGCCACAGAUCUCUGACUCUAAAGUCACGCAAAAACCCAAAAUCUCGAUGAAUCUGUCUGGAUCUACACAGAAAAAACCAAUAGGAGUCAGUUUAACGCUGGUAAUGUUUUUUUUAUAAUGUUGCAAGUUGGCUUUAACUUGAAAAUGAAUAUAAUUUAGGAAUGAACUGGGAAAAUGUGAUGCGGAACUACAAUGUAUGCUUAAUGGUUUCCGCUGAGUAAAGCUUUAUCAGCUUAUCUAUUUAAGGAAGCUAGACUUUGAUUACGGAGCAUAUUUGCUAGGAAACGCCCAAAGACAUUUUUCCGCAUAAAAUUGACCCUUGAGGAAUCAGUAACUUGAUCAAUAAGUUUUUAAAAUAUAAGCUUAUAUGUUAUAAGCUUAGUCAAAAUUAUAUUCAGGUUAAAAUUUAAAACCUACAAUAGGCUGAUUCUCAAUUUCCUUUGUCUCCUAGCUCUAAUUAUUCAUGAAUCAGGGCUAGGAGACUAAGGAAACUGAGAAUCAACCUGGGUUAAAAAAUUUAAACCAAGAGUUUAGUUUUCAGUUAAGCUUAAUAAAUGUAUUUUUCUUGAGUACUAAAUCCCACAUUCACUUUCAUCUUUUAUUUCUUGGGAUGUUUCCAUGCUUUCAGUUAUCUGCUAAAAACUGGCAACACACCCUAAACAUUGCUGAAUCUUGAAUUAUCCAGUGAAACUACCAGCUACAAAUGUGUUAGUUUUUUCAAUCAGAAAUUUUUUACAUGCCAUGUAUUGACCUCCGAAAACCGCCAUUUCUACUCGCUCCUCGCUGGUGGGGACGUUUCUGCAACUCACCAACAGAAAUUUCAUACUAAUAGCGUAAAAUCUGUCCAGAAUCUGGUCAUAAGCAGUGAUUGGAUGGCGGAGUGGUUACAUUGUUUUAGCUAACUACUUACUAAUGAGACACAAAAUGCUACAUGUACUGAGGGCAAAUGUAAGUGCCAUGAAUCUAUAACAAAACAGUCAAUAUUUGUGGAAUAUAUUCUUCUCUAGAAGCAUUUGAGUUUUGCUGAAGCUCGUUCACAGAUGAACACAACACUUUACCAAAAUUGACAAAGAGAAACAUAAAAUUGAACAAAUUUGCAUUUGGGACCCCAUAACUACUGGCUUUAUUAUGCAAACGUUGAUUUACGUCAUCAGUAUGGAAUUUCUGCCACUGGGUUGCAGACGUUCCUCCUUGUGAAACAUCCUCAGCAACAAGGAGCAAGGAAAACAGCUGUUUUAUUAUUUGUCUUUAAGCAGUUUAAAUUAAACACCCUAUUUCCUGGAUUUGGCAAGAUGUAUCAGUCAAUUCCAAGGGCACCCGUCUGACCAUCUUGAUGGUCAACAUACAUAUAACAGGGACUUUGACCACAAUUUCUCAAAAUAGCCAGAUUCCUGGGAUUUGUCCUGGGUUGAAAGUAGGUUGGAGAUGAUGACUGCUCUUGGAAGUGACUAAUGCAUUUUAUGUCAUAUUUGAGAUUGCAAAUUUUCUUCACUAUGGUAUUAGAUUUAUCAUUUUUUGGUGCUGGUGCUGUUUUUAUCCUAAAGUGCAUAGCUUAAAGCACUCACUAUAGGUGUUGACAUUUCAGGUACCAGCCCUUUAUUGGGGUGCUCUAACUUAAAGGGAGUGUCUGGUACUCCAUUCAAGGGCUUUCCAUGACCAGUUGUUGGCAGAACCAAAGCAUCUUACAGAUGAACUGUAGAAAAUUACAUAAAUAAUACACUGCCAAUUAAAAGCACCAUUCCUGAAACAGAAAAUGGUUAAAAAUUAUCUCUAUUAUUAAUAUUAUGAUUAUCAUUUCUCUUCAAUAGGGAUCAGAUCCAAAGAAACCAAAAAAAGAACCACUUUUAGUGCAACGAAAAAAGGAACUUGCAUCAGUAUUUAAUGAUGAGGUACAAAAUCAUUAUUAUUAAAAAUACUAUAAAAUUCCGAAAAUAAGCCCCUCCAUGUAUAAGCCCCUCCAUGUAUAAGCCCCUCCAAAUAUAAGCCCCCCAAGCCAGUAACAUAAAAAACAUUGCGUUAAAUCGCCCUUCCAAAUAUAAGCCCCCCAGGGGCUUGUACUGUCUUGGAAAAUUGCCCUCAAAUACAAUGUAAAACAAAGAAAAAAUGGUAAAUUUACUUCCAACUAUAAGGCUAGCCCUAUCGAGUUUGAAACGCAAAUUUCCCUCCGUAGAUAAGCCCCUCCAAAUAUAAGCCCCUCCAAAAAUAAGCCCCUCAAAAAGGGCCUUUGAAAAAUGUAAGCCCCGGGGCUUAUUUUCAUAAUUUUACGGUAUUUACAAAUGAGUAGACUGGUUUAUAGUUUUUGAAGAAACUGCGUUUCUACAUCCAUAAUGGAGUGGAAUGUAAAAAUUUAGUUCAGUUAUCGAAACUGAAAAGAUUUAUUUACCAUCAUAAAGUGAUUCAAUUGCUGAUAUUCUGAGUGCCAGGUCUUAACACUGAUGAAGGACUGGUACUUAAAAUGUUAACUUCUGAAUCACAUCAUGUUGGCAAAUUAAUCUUACAGUAAUGUUGUAUUUUUAAUUUAUCAAGUCAGUCAUUUAGUCAAUAGUUUGUUAGUAUGCUUACACAGCUCACUUUUGUAAUUACUGUCCGCAACAAAAUUGUUGACGCACUGACACCAAGUGGUGUAUUGUUCGGAAAACAAAACAAUGUAGACCCUUUCCUUCACCCACCCACAAAACCAUUGUGAGCCUUGAUUGUGAGCUUGUUUUGUUAUUUCCUACUGGUAGUUUGAGCAGCUGCACAACACUUUUUAGGGUUGGGGAGAAAGGAAAGGCUUGCUUUUCUUGUUUGAAGUAUGUGUUUCAGCCAAACAUUAAUCUGCUACACAGCUGUUUUUUAAUAGUGUCGUCACACAACGUUCCUCCCACAAAUGGCUGCUGUCAGAAUCGAACCACAUUCCUUUCCCUUUGUGUUUGUUGUGAGGGCUAACAAACAAACCAAUCAUGUAAAAGAAACUUGACAUUAUGUGAGAUGCAGGGCGCUUCUCAAUUUUUGAUGCAUCAAUCCAUUGUCGCUGAAUUUGGACGGGCUUUGUAUCUGCAAGCAACCAAAAGGUUAAUUUGCAGAAAAGUUUGUUUUACAAUGUAAGCAGUUAACAAAGUUUCAAGUGAAAAAAAGGUUUGAUAGGCCUACAAGACUCUUACCAGAAUUGGUUGUUGUUUUUUUUUUUUAACAUGCAUAUGUAUAAUGAAUUUUAUGUUCUGGAUGUGCUCAUUGUGUUGCUGUACAUGUGAAGACUAAACUCUCAAGGGUACUGAUUCAAACAACUUGGGGAGGAGCAUUGCGUGACGACCCUAAAAAUGACUCUGUUGCGUGACGACCCUAAAAAUGACUGUGUAGCAGACUAGCCAAACAUGAGAAUUGUUGUACUUAUUUAUAUGUUAUAAUUAAUAUUUUAUCUUAGGUAUAAAUUUUUGUUUUUCUUUUAGUUUUGACAAUUAGAAAUAGACUCUAAUAUUGUCAAAGACUUAAAGAAAAAGUGUUGUUUAACAACAGCCACUGGAUCACCCCAGUUCCAAAAAAAGUUCAGGGGUCAAAUUAUUUUGUUUUUUGAUUUUUUUUUUGGGGGUCAUUAUCCCUGCCGUUGUUACUACAUUAUCAUCAUCAAUAAAAAUUUGAAUGUUAUUGUAUUCAACAGAGAAGCAAGAAUCAAGACCAAAUUAUUUGCUCCAUGCAGAAAAUUUUGUGAAGGAUUAGGUUUUCAGCCAUACACAUGAUUUCAAGACAAACUUUGCACUUCAUUUGUUUUGCAGUGGAAUCAUAUUUUAACCAGUGAAACUCCCCCAGCCAUUUAGGACAAAAUUUGUGUUCAUUCACCUGGGUAUCAUCCCCCUGAUCUGUAUCACUUUCAGGUUUCCUUUUUUCAGGUUUCCUCAAUGUUGAAGGCCUGGCAAUAUCGAAUAAACUCUUUUGUAUAGACAUGACCCAACGAGAGACAAAAUAGGGGCUUUAAGGACAUGCCAUGAUGAUCACAAAUUUUUGGGUAGGGCCAGCCAGACCCAGUUUUCCUGCGUCCCAAGGCUACACUUUGGCAAAAAACUGUGUUUCCUUUUCAUUUUUGUGUGGAUAUUAUGCACACCUGUGAGUUAGUGGGAACUCUGAUAGUAUUGUUGUUAUUAUUAGCAGUAAAUUUAGGUCAUAGAUGAAAUGUGCAUCAAAUAAGCAGCCUAUAUGACCACUAGGAACAGUCAUUGGUGAUCACAUUAUCAAUUAAAUUCAGAGAGGAAUCGAUUUUCAUACAGACUUGUUCCAUGAAUAAGGGCAUUCAGUUGAUCCUAAAAAACAGCUCCUAUUUUUGAAUUUUAAGUUGGGUGCGUGUGACAAGCACAUGAAAAAGCAUCCUUGUCAAGUUUUGAAAUCCUUUGCAGUUACAUUUGCAGCAGCCAAAGUCCUUCCUUUGUUAUGCCCAAGUGAUAAGAUAUUUCUGACAUAUCAUUCUCAAAAUGUCUUGCUUGUUUGUUAUGUCAGAGUGACGAGGAAGAGGAAAUGCCAGCAGAAGCCAAAAUGAAGAUGCGAAAUAUUGGAAGGUAGAGUAAGAAAUAUGCAGCCAAUAUUAUUUGAGAAUGGCAUGAUUAUUAGAAAUAAAUUUCUUCAGGGAUAAUGAUGCAAAAUGUUUUAAGUUCAUGGAUCAAUAAAGUUCAUUCUUUACAUUUUACACUCAUAAAUAAUUAUUACUUUUUUAAAGUGUUAUUAAAUUGACCUCAAUAUUGUUAAUGAAACCUGACAAAUUAAGAAUAGAGAGCAAGCAACAACAACGGCGACAGUUACGAAAACGUCACUUAAAAAGGGAAUGCACGCUGCCUCUAAAUUUAUCACGCUUAUUCCAUCUCGUUUAAUUCGUAAAAUUUUGGCAAAUUUUUUAGUAGUUGAAUUCUAAAGACUGUAUCAAAGUUCAGGAAAAGAAAAAGAAAGUCGUUGUCUUGUGUUCGCGUCCUCGACCGAACGUGAAAUAAGGCACUUUCGCGUUGUAGUCGUGCAGCAGCGACGACGAAGAAAUGUACAAAAAGCGUGAUGCACGUGCAAAGUUGCUGUUUUGCCAAUCUAAACCUAUUUUGCUUUUUUGCCGUCGUCGUUGCUUAAGCUCACUAAUGAUAAAAGGUGAACCUUAAGGGACGGACCAUUAGAAAACUUAUGGAUUAGGGGUGGGGGGGCUUGCGAAGUACAAAAAAAUAUUCGCGCAAGGGAACAUUAAAUUAAAAAAGAUUCUUGCACGCCAAUUAAUCCUAGAAGAUAUUCAUGCUAUGGCCUAAAAAAAAUUCAUACUAGGAAUUGGACAACGAAAAAAAAUUCCUGCGGUUCGAAAAUCCCCCCCCGCCCCCCAUAACUUUUCUAAUGGUCCGUCCCUAACAGAAAAAUGACUGCUAUUCAUGCGGUUGGAGCAUGCUGUUACUCUCAUCAAUUAUUAGACUGUGAAUUCAUCAGUUUGUGUCAAAUUUGAUUUCUUUGAGUUUGUCUCAUUUAAGGUAAUCCAGAUUCCACAAUCUGAGAAAUCUUUGCUUGUGGAAUUCGUGAUCCGGGAAACAGAAUCGUACUAGCGAUUGAAAUUCGAAAUCCAAUUUUUACUGUUGAACAAUCCGGAAUCCACAGGGUGGAAUCCAGAAUCCAAGAAUGUCUUGGGUAACCGUUAUUACAAAGGACGAUUGAGUGCCAAUGAAAAUAGGCCACUUCCGAGUUCCAAAAUCCCUCACUUUCAAAAUGAGGGCAAGUGCACAACCGUUCUUGUGAAAAUGACUUUCUUUACAUGAGAAUGAAAAAUCGUUAUCAUAUCAAAGGCUGACCACUCAACCUGUUUUUGAUACAGAGGCCCGAGGGACUCGGAAAUAGCCUAUUGUGAUGAGUUCUCCAUUGUUUGUCUUUUUCAGAGACACGCCUACAUCAGCAGGACCUAAUUCCUUCAACAAAGGGAACAAGGGAUUCAGUGAUCACCGCGCAUCAGAAAAAAGCUUUAAACUUGAACACCCCUCAAGAUCCAAGGAUCAUAAGGAAUAG